CAAGACAGAACUCGGAAUCCAGUGUUUCCUCCAGCUCCUCCUGCUGUUUGGACGCUGUGAACGUUACAGACCAGGACAAAGCAUUUCAUGGGUUACCCGAGAUAAUUGAUAAGUGUUGGUGGAUAAAAAGCUUUUUCCAUAGUGAACCAUCUCCACCAACUGUUGGCAGAAAAACGCUAUCAGCAAGCAG
Leptosomus discolor (cuckoo roller) is the source of this 190-nucleotide messenger RNA. The record is from RefSeq and is a predicted model, not a curated record. NCBI's taxonomy places the organism in Eukaryota, Metazoa, Chordata, Aves, Leptosomiformes, Leptosomidae.